Oppiella nova is the source of this 462-nucleotide messenger RNA. The record is from the annotation of a GenBank genome assembly. Lineage: Eukaryota; Metazoa; Arthropoda; Arachnida; Sarcoptiformes; Oppiidae.
AAAACAGGAGCCGCCGGUCAGAUCGGCUACAGUUUGAUCCCAUUGGUGGCCAGCGGUCAGGUGUUUGGUCCCAAUCAGCCCGUUAUCCUCCAUCUGCUGGAUAUCGCGCCGAUGAUCGGUGUCCUCAAUGGUGUGGUGAUGGAGAUCAACGACUGCGCCUAUCCUUUGCUGCAGUCGAUCGUCGCCACCGUAGACGAGGCCGAGGCCUUCAAAGACAUUGAGUCCGCCUUUUUGGUCGGAUCUAUGCCUCGACGCGAGGGUAUGGAGCGCAAGGACCUGUUGGCCGCCAAUGUCAAGAUCUUCGCGAGUCAGGGCCGAGCACUGGCCGCCCACUCGAAGCCCAAUGUGAAGGUGUUAGUGGUGGGCAAUCCGGCCAAUACUAACGCGUUGAUCGCAUCCAAGUUCGCGGCGCCGAAGAUCCCGAUCGAGAACUUCACGGCAAUGACUCGUUUGGACCAAAAC